Molecule: messenger RNA, 883 nt
Organism: Carica papaya (papaya)
Lineage: Eukaryota; Viridiplantae; Streptophyta; Magnoliopsida; Brassicales; Caricaceae
Gene: CB5LP
Product: cytochrome B5-like protein
Cellular component (GO): membrane; intracellular membrane-bounded organelle
Molecular function (GO): heme binding
Source: RefSeq, a predicted model, not a curated record
CUCAUUUUCAAUUACCAUUAAUUUAAAAUCCAAAUUAUAUCAAUAAAAAAUUCGUGAGCAGUGACAGUCCGCCAUAGCUCCAUAGCAAUUCGCAGUGAGGAAUCAAGAUCACGCCGGCGAAUUUGAUACAAAGCUCUCUCCGCCGCAAUCUUCGCCUAAACGUCACUAUACUCUCACGCUUUUCUACCUUAACAGCUUGAGCAACUACUAGGAGCUGGAUUUGAGAUAUGAUUAUAGCUGUGGCGGUAUUGAUUUUGGGUGUCUUCUUGGCGGCUUUUAUUUUGAUCCCGCGACACGGUCAUGCAAAAAAGAUCCAGUCAAAUGUUAGUAACAAUAGUAAGGAAUCAAAAGUAUACACUAAAGCAGAAGUAGCUCUGCAUAAUAAGAGAACAGAUUGUUGGAUAAUCAUCAAGGACAGGGUGUAUGAUGUUACCUCAUAUGUGGAGGAACACCCUGGUGGUGACGCCAUUCUAAAUCAUGCUGGGGAUGAUUCAACUGAAGGGUUUUAUGGGCCACAGCAUGCAACCCGUGUUUUUGACAUGAUCGAUGACUUCUGCAUUGGAGAGCUGAAGCAGUAAGAUUAUAAUGACUUUCGAGUAGUAAAAAGUUAACAAACAACAUUUAUUUUGUGUUGGCUUUUCUUAUUCGAUGUAGCAUUACUUCUUUACUUGGCUUAUGUUUUUCCAUUCAGACCCAACAAUUGUUUAUUCUUAAAAAGCUUGUACUGUCUGGAAUAAAUGACUCCCACAAAAUAAUGUGAAAUUCAUACGUAAAUCUAGAUUUUUAUGUUUAUAAAAUAUAGAAACAUAUAGAUUUGCUGAUUAAUUUCACAUUCUUUUUUGGCAUUCAUUUGUUUGAGACAGUCUUAUAGAUACAUGGAAUU